CGCGCGCGCACCGGCCGACGGUUAUGUCAGAGCCAGAGCCAUCGGAGAGAGCCGCCAAACCAAACUCGGUCCAGGUCCAGGCUCGGGAGUUGGAGGGGGUUCGGUGGAGAGGUCGAGCGUUAGAUCGAAGCGCUGCUGGAUACCCGGUCCCCGUCGAACAUCGAACUAUUCUGUUCUAACAGAAAGUAUCAGUGCAUUGUGGAGCUUUCGAGAAGAAGGCAACGAGCCAUCUGCGCAUAGGGAUGGCCGCCAUGGCCGGGCGGUCCCUGCUGCGUCUGCCGGCGUGGCCAAGCUGUCGUGCGGCAUCCAGUCUCCCCCAGGAGGCCCGGGUGGUGGUGUGCGGGGGUGGCGUGGUGGGCUGCUCGGUGGCCUACCACCUGGCCAGGGACUUCGGCGUCACCGACGUGGUGGUCCUUGAGAAGGACGUCAUUGGGGGCGGCUCCACCCGACAUGGUGCUGGCAUCCUAAGCCAGAUCAAGGCGACCCCCCUCGAGAGCCGGGUCUGCAAGUACAGCAUUGCACUCUACAAAGAACUGCAGGGCAGCAACUUGGAAACAGGAUGGAAGCAGUGUGGAAGUCUGCUGCUGGCCAGGACUCGUGAGCGUCUCUUUUCCUUCAGGAGACUGGCAGCCAUGGCAGCGGCGUUCAACCUGGAGUGCGAGCUGUGGUCGCCGGCCGAGGCCCAGCGCAGGGCUCCCAACAUCACCACCGACUGCCUGGAGGGUGCCCUGUGGGUGCCCGGAGACGGUGUGGCCGACCCCUCCCUGGUGUGCCAAAUCCUGUCCUCCCAGGCUGCCGAGAUGGGUGUCCACGUGGUUGAGGGCUGCUCAGUGGAGAAGACGCACAGGCGCGGCCACGGUCACCUCGUCCACACGAACCUGGGAUCCAUUGCUUGCGAAUAUUUCGUCAACUCCGCCGGCUAUCUGGGGCGUCACGUGGGGAAGAUGAACCAGCCGGAGGUGAAGGUGCCCCUGUACCCCUGCGAGCACCAGUUUCUGCACACCAUGCCCGUGCAAGGCAUCGACCCCGACAUGCCAGUGAUUCACGACUGUGAUGGCCACUUCUACCUGCGCGUGCGCGGAGGCGCCUACCUGGCCGGGGGCUUCGAGCCACGGGGCAAGCCCGUCGACCUCAAGGACCUGGGCACCCUGCCCGAGGACUGGGACCAGUUCUACGUGCUGCUGAAGGAGAUGCUGUUCCGGGUGCCCAGUCUAGCCAACGUCCAGGUGGACAAGCUGUACAACUGCCCCGAGAGCUUCACCGCCGACAGCCGCUGGAUCAUCGGAGAGGCUCCAGAGGUGAAGAACUACUUUGUGGCCUCCGGGAUGAAGUCUGUGGGCAUCGAAGCGGCAGGGGGGCUGGGCCAGGUGACGGCCGAGUGGAUUGCCAAGGGGGAGCCCAACCUGGACCUGUGGGAUAUCGACAUCCGCCGCUUCAUCGGGACCCACAACAAUGGACAGUUCCUCAGAGACCGCAUGACCGAGGUCCCCGGCAUGCACUACAAGCUGUGCUAUCCCUUUGCGGAGUUUGAGACUGGCCGGGAUCUCCGGAUGUCCCCCAUCUACCCGCGGCUCAAGCUCGCCGGGGCCGUGUUCGGGCAGACCAUGGGCUACGAGCGGCCCCACUACUACACUUCGAGCGACCCCUUCUUGACGCCAGGUCCGGACGAUGCCCCCCCCAAGGUGGAGGUGUACGGGAAGCCUCCCUGGUUCGACGCAGUCAAGUCGGAGUAUGAGGCGUGCCGCGAAAGGGUGGCGCUCCUCGACUACUCUUCUUUCACGAAGCUCGAAGUUUGGUCGCCAGGCAGUGAGGUGGUGGACCUCCUGCAGCACCUUUGUUCCAACGAUGUGGACAUCCCCGUGGGCUCCAUCGUCAACAGCGGCAUGCAGAACGAGUGGGGCGGCUAUGAGAACGACUGCAGCCUCAUCCGACUCGAGAAGAACAGGUACCUGAUCAUUGCGCCCACCAAGCAGCAGAUGCGGUGCCAGACGUGGAUCCGGCGCCAUGUGGCACCCGACAGCCCCAUCGUGGUGGCGGACGUGACAUCCAUGUACACGGCCAUCUGCAUUAUGGGCCAGUGGGCCCCCGACCUGAUGGCCGAGCUCACAGACUGCCCGCUCGGCUCCAAGGACUUUCCACUCUUCACCUGGAAGGAGCUGGACAUUGGCCUGGCCAGUGGCAUCAAGGUCUGCCACAUGACCCACACGGGCGACAGGGGAUGGGUGCUCUACAUCCCCAACGAGUAUGCCCUGCACGUGUACGACCGCAUCCUGCAAGUGGGGCUCAAGUACGAGAUCCAGCAUGCGGGCUACUUCGCCAUGAAGACGCUGCGCAUCGAGAAGUUCUUUGCCUUCUGGGGCAAGGACCUGGACUGCACCACCACACCCUUCGAGUGCGGACGGGCCUUCAGGGUCAAGUUUGAUAAGGACUUUGUGGGCCGGGACGCCCUGUUGCGGCAGAAGGAGCAGGGGGUGCGUCGCCGCUACGUGCAGCUGCUGCUGCAGGACCACGACCCGGACUGCGACCCCUGGCCCUGGGGCAGGGAGCCGAUCCUGUGGGAGGACCGCUGCGUCGGCUUCACUUCCUCCACCUGCUACGGGUUCACCCUCGGUGGCCAGGUCUGCCUGGGCUUUGUGGAGAACAGGGACGAGAAGGGCGUGCCCCAGACAGUCACCAACGACUUCAUCCUCAAGAACGAGUUCACCGUGGACAUCGGCGGCCACAAGUUUGCCGCACGCGCCAACAUCCACUCGCCAUCUCUGGCCUACAAGACGACCUCUCCUGACCGCCUUUACCUGGCCACGAGGUGAAGACCGUCUUCCAGGGACGUCGAGCUAGACCAGACGCGGGUUUCAAGCAUCCCCGGUGGGAUCCCGUCGUGUAGAGUAGAGAACUAAUUUAUUUGAGCUUCCUCCCCAUGGACUCUGUGCAUUGGCCACCCGGAAGGUGGUACCUUUCCUCUCAAGUUUGCAGUGCUGUCUAUUUCGGAAAAUAAAAUGAUGCCGACAUCCC
Messenger RNA from Ixodes scapularis (black-legged tick), 3012 nucleotides. RefSeq names its product pyruvate dehydrogenase phosphatase regulatory subunit, mitochondrial. Lineage: Eukaryota; Metazoa; Arthropoda; Arachnida; Ixodida; Ixodidae. The record is from RefSeq and is a predicted model, not a curated record. Gene Ontology annotation, molecular function: protein binding; oxidoreductase activity. The coding region runs from base 243 to 2810 and encodes 855 amino acids. Gene Ontology annotation, cellular component: mitochondrion; mitochondrial matrix; cytoplasm. The transcript has 19 exons.